CGGCAGGUGGUGCCCGAACAGGGACCUGAAGGACAGGUAAUCUUUCCCUCUUUUCUUUCUCAGAAGUCAGGUACGGUUCUUACCAGGGAGCUGCAGUCCCGCCGGUAAAGGAUCACCGGUUAAGAGUAAGUAAUCAAGGAAUCAUGGGGCACGCAUUGACUAAGAAUGAAAAAAUGUUGGUUACUAUGAUACAACGCAUGUUAGCCAAAUAAGGGUUCCGGACAUCAGUUUUAGAUGUGGAACAGUUUAUUGAAUUUCUAAGAAAGACUAGCCCUUGGUUCGUUGAGGAAGGCUCCUUGACUUUAGAUGAAUGGAAGAGAGUGGGGAAAGAAAUGCGUAAAUAUGUACAGACCAAUGGCGAAAAGACUCUGCCCCCUCAAGCAUUUCAAUUAUGGUUUCAUUUGAGAGAUCUCUUGUCAGAGACAACCCCGUUUCAGGGACUUUGCAGGGAAACUGCUUCUGAUCAGGGGGAAUCCCCUAUUUAUGAUGAAGUGGGUCAGGAGGAAGGAGACGAGGAAGAACGUAUGCCGCUUACUGCCUCUGCUCCUCCUCUGCAGUAUAGCACUAGGAUUAUAGAAGACAAUAAUGAUGACUGGGGUCUUGAUGAUCAACAAGCGGAGCAGGAAUGGGAAGACGGUUAUCGGGAUCACUCUGAUAAUCCCCGAUCCCUUAAGGUGAUUGGCGCUGUGGCCAGUCAGCGGCCCAUGCCAAAACCCAGGAAACAUCCUCCUUUGCCACCUGUUGGCUUUCAGGGAGCUAUGGCAGAGGCACGCAGGACGGGGGAUGCCUCUUUUGGGAUCUUCCCUGUAACAGAAUCAUGGGAUGAUGAGGGUCCUGUAUGGGAGCCCCUCUCAUUAAAGGUGUUAAAGGAACUACAAUCUGCAGUAAAAAGUGUUGGGGCUUCUGCUCCCUACACACUGCAGGUAGUGGAUGUGGUUGCCAGCUCUUGGUUAACACCCUAUGACUGGAUGCAAACCGCAAAAGCCACUCUCAGCCCCGGAGAUUAUAUCCUCUGGAGGACUGAGUAUGAAGACAAGAGUAAAGAAACUGUGGUACAAUCCCUUAAGAAACGUGGCCCUAAGCCCACUAUGUCAAUGCUUAUGGGGACAGAGGAUUACGCCACCCCACAAUCACAGACCAAGAUACCUAGAGAUAUCUUGCAGUUGAUAACAACCAACGCCGUACAAUCAUGGUGUAAGAUUCCUCCUCAGGGAACCAAGGGAGGAGCAUUGGCUAGCAUUAGGCAAGGUACUGAAGAACCUUACCCAGAGUAUAUAGCUAGACUUGAGGAAGCUGUUUCUAGAAUGCUCCCUCCCUCUGAGGGAACGGACAUUCUUUUAAAGCAGUUAGCAUGGGAAAAUGCCAAUGCUCUCUGUCAGGAUCUGAUUAGGCCAAUCAGAAAAACAGGAACCCUGCAAGAUUAUAUAAAAGCAUGCCAAGAUGCCUCACCGGUUGUAGUGCAAGGAAUGGCCUACGCCACAGCAAUGAAAGGA
Messenger RNA from Peromyscus maniculatus bairdii (prairie deer mouse), 1493 nucleotides. NCBI's taxonomy places the organism in Eukaryota, Metazoa, Chordata, Mammalia, Rodentia, Cricetidae. The record is from RefSeq and is a predicted model, not a curated record.